Pseudogymnoascus destructans is the source of this 796-nucleotide messenger RNA. RefSeq lists its product as uncharacterized. NCBI's taxonomy places the organism in Eukaryota, Fungi, Ascomycota, Leotiomycetes, Thelebolales, Thelebolaceae. The transcript has a single exon. The record is from RefSeq and is a predicted model, not a curated record. The coding region runs from base 169 to 492 and encodes 107 amino acids.
CUCUCCAAAACCUCUCGAUAUUUCCUCUCCAGUUCUCUCAUCAUCAGUUUCUCAUUGCACAAUCAUACCCAGACUUCUUCCCCAGAUCUCUAAUCAUCAACUUCUCAUUGCCACAACCACACCCAUACACAACAUCCCGCGCAGGUUCGCGGCAUCAACACAUCAAAAAUGACGUCCCCAAAGCGCAGCAAGAAGAAAUCCAAGAGAUCUUCUAAGAAGACUCCAAAAGAGACUCCGGAGCAGCCCCUGCAGCAAAACUUCCGCUCGAACAGUCAAGUCCUCUGCCGUGGCCGUGACAGCAGAGACAGUGGCAUAAGAAGCUGCCGCAUCAAAGCCCAUCCGAUUGUCCCUGGCGGCCGUUACUGUGCCAGGCACCAGAAGCUGUGCCAUCGGUGCGAGGGCUCGCCGAGGCAUUUGCUCACUGAGAAGUGCCCUAGCUGCAUGAUGAGGUGGAAGAAAGAGGAGCUAGAGAAGAAGCAGAAGAAGAAUUAGAUAAGUAAGUUAACAGAAGAAGAAGAGGAGGAAAAAGAGGAGAAAAAAUAGACAAGAACAAGAGGAAGAGGAAGAAGAAAGAAGAAGAAGAAGAGAAAGAAGAAGAGGAAGAAGAAGAGGAAGAAGAAGAGGAGGAAGAAGAAGAAGAAGAAGAAGAGGUAAAAGGAGAAGAGGAAAUAAAUUGGACAAGAAGAAGAAGAAGUAUUACACAAUGAGUAUGCGAAAAGAUGGGCGAACAGGUAUCUAUUUUAAAUAUCCCAUAUAUUCGAUGAUGCUAGUCUAUUAUCUACAAUAAACAUGGCUU